Molecule: messenger RNA, 6385 nt
Organism: Cataglyphis hispanica
Lineage: Eukaryota; Metazoa; Arthropoda; Insecta; Hymenoptera; Formicidae
Exons: 2
Coding region: 86-6052 (1988 amino acids)
Cellular component (GO): extracellular region
Molecular function (GO): chitin binding
Source: RefSeq, a predicted model, not a curated record
GUAGAGACAAGUUCGUCAGUUAGCAAUUUAGUAUGAAUGAAAGAAUAGCUCCCGGUCUCUAACUCUAGCGACUGAGUUAUUCACAAUGAAAGAUAUACACUUAGUGGUCAUUUUAUAUGUGGCUACAUUGAGCGUUGCGUUCAGCAUAUCAUCAGUGACUGAUUUUCCGAUAGAAUGUCCGACAGAUGAUGACUCACAGGAUAAAAUUAUUUACAUACCCCAUGAAAAUGACUGUACAAAAUUCUAUAGUUGCUAUAUGGGAACAAAGGGAAAACCACAAGAUUGCCCUUUCAUGGAUAACAAGGGUAACAGAUUGCACUUUAAUCCCGUACUUCAGGUAUGCGAUUGGCCCUGGAGUGCAGGAUGUAGAACAACAUCAACUUCGACGACGUCAACAAGUUCCUUAACACCAUCGACUUCGCCGUCAAGUUCUCCGACAAUAACUUCAUCAUCAAGUUUUUCGACAUCGUCGACGUCAUCAUCUAAUCCUCCGACGACGUCGACUUUACCAUCAAGUUCUUCGACUUUGCCGACUUUGUCAUCAAGUUCUUCGAUUUCGCCGACUUCAUCGUCCACUUCUCGAACAACGAUGACUUCAUCGUCCAGUACUUCGACGACGCCAACAUUACUCCCAAAUUCUUCGACAUCGUCUAGUUCUCCGACAAUGACUUCAUUAUCAAGUUCUCCGCCGACAUCGUCGUCUAGUCCUCUGACGACGCCAACCUUACCACCAAGUUCUUCGACUUCGCCAUCGAGUUCUUCGAUCUCGCCGACUUCAUCGUCCACUUCUCGAACAACGGUGAUUUCAUCGUCCAGUACUUCGACGACGCCGACAGUACCUCCAAAUUCUUCGACAUCAUCCAGUUCUCCGACAAUGACGACUUCAUCAUCAAGUUCUUCGCCGACAUCGUCGUCUAGUCCUCUGACGACGCCAACCUUACCACCAAGUUCUUCGACUUCGCCAUCAAGUUCUUCGAUCUCGCCGACUUCAUCAUCCACUUCUCGAACAACAGUGAUUUCAUCGUCCAGUACUUCGACGACGCCGACAUUACCUCCAAAUUCUUCGACAUCAUCCAGUUCUUCGACAAUGACGACUCCAUCAUCAAGUUCUCCGCCGACAUCGUCGUCUAGUUCUCUGACAACGCCAACCUUGCCACCAAGUUCUUCGACUUCGCCAUCAAGUUCUUCGAUCUCGCCGACUUCAUCAUCCACUUCUCGAACAACAGUGAUUUCAUCGUCCAGUACUUCGACGACGCCGACAUUACCUCCAAAUUCUUCGACAUCAUCCAGUUCUUCGACAAUGACGACUCCAUCAUCAAGUUCUCCGCCGACAUCGUCGUCUAGUUCUCUGACAACGCCAACCUUGCCACCAAGUUCUUCGACUUCGCCAUCAAGUUCUUCGAUCUCGCCGACUUCAUCGUCCACUUCUCGAACAACGGUGAUUUCAUCGUCCAGUACUUCGACGACGCCGACAGUACCUCCAAAUUCUUCGACAUCAUCCAGUUCUCCGACAAUGACGACUUCAUCAUCAAGUUCUUCGCCGACAUCGUCGUCUAGUCCUCUGACGACGCCAACCUUACCACCAAGUUCUUCGACUUCGCCAUCAAGUUCUUCGAUCUCGCCGACUUCAUCAUCCACUUCUCGAACAACAGUGAUUUCAUCGUCCAGUACUUCGACGACGCCGACAUUACCUCCAAAUUCUUCGACAUCAUCCAGUUCUUCGACAAUGACGACUCCAUCAUCAAGUUCUCCGCCGACAUCGUCGUCUAGUUCUCUGACAACGCCAACCUUGCCACCAAGUUCUUCGAAUUCGCCAUCAAGUUCUUCGAUCUCGCCGACUUCAUCAUCCACUUCUCGAACAACAGUAAUUUCAUCGUCCAGUACUUCGACGACGCCGACAUUACCUCCAAAUUCUUCGACAUCAUCCAGUUCUCCGACAAUGACAACUUCAUCAUCAAGUUCUCCGCCGACAUCGUCGUCUAGUCCUCUGACGACGCGAACCUUACCACCAAGUUCUUCGACUUCGCCAUCAAGUUCUUCGAUUUCGCCGACUUUAUCGUCCACUUCUCCAACCACGAUGACUUCAUCGUCCAGUUCUCCGACGACGCCGAUAUCGUCGUCCAGCCCUUCGACGACGUUGACAUCGUCAUCCGCUUCUCCGAUGACGACUUUAUCAUCAAGUUCGUUGUCAACAAUGAUUAUAACAACAGCUUCAACAAUGAUAACAACAGCAAUCUCGACAACAACUACACAAGCCUCCGAAAAACCUCGGACAAAAUGUCCUCCUAAAGAAUCAACCGAAAUAGCGUUGAUUGCUCAUCCAUGUCUAUGCAACGUAUAUUAUAAAUGCGAGAAGGGUGUUAAAAUAAGUCAAACAUGCCCGGACGAGAUGCAUUUCGAUUAUGUGCGAGAGAUUUGCGAUUUUCCAGAAAAAGUGAACUGUGUCCGACCUAUUAGAACUGUAGAUAUUCUAAUGGGCAGCUGUAAUAAAUGUGGCCCGGAGGGCAGAGCAUUUCAGCAUGAAAGUGAUUGUUCUUCGUACUAUCUAUGUUCUAAUGGUACGAAAAUUUUGAAACACUGUAUGGCAGGACUUUAUUUCAACGUUACCCUCCAGAUGUGCGAUUAUCCGACAAAAACAGAUUGCGACUUAAUUCCUAAAUUCCUCACGACUGCUAAGUUUCUUACUGCUCAUUCCGUCAAUCUAGGGGAUUGUCCUCCUGCGGGUUCCACAGAAAAAGUAUUGUUGCCUCACGAAUGUAAAUGCGAUCAGUAUUAUGAAUGCGUUAAUGAAAGAAAAGCACUUCGAUAUUGUGAAGAUGGUUUACAUUUUGAUAAUGAUCGGAACACUUGCAGCCAUCCGAAUGAUGCUAAAUGCCCAUAUGUUUGCCCUUGUACCACAGAAAAAAUACUAUUGCCCCACGAAUAUAAUUGUGAACAAUAUUACGAAUGCGUUAAUAGAGAACAAGUACUUCAAACUUGUCCAGAUAAUCAACAUUUUGAUUAUAUUAACAAAACUUGCAAGCAUCCAGAUGAAGCCAUAUGUGCCACAUCUAAUUCGACAACGACGACAAAAACGACAACUGAAACAACAAUCACAAAUACGACAACCACAGAAAUAACAACAACCGAAACACCUAUUACAACAACACCUACAACAACUACAACAGAGAAUAUUCCUGAAAAACCGCGAAAAACAUGUCCUCCUGCAGGAUCGACUGAGAAAGCGCGGAUUGGUCAUCCCUGGGUUUGUAUCUGGUAUUACGAAUGCGUAAAUGGUAAACCAAAAUUUCAAACAUGUAACAUCUUCAAAUUAGAGGCAUUCGAUUAUAUACUAGAGGAGUGCGUUGUUUUUUGGAAAGCAAAGUGCAGGUGGCCAAUUUCAACGUAUGAUAUUUUAAUUGAUGAUUACAACAAUAAAUGCUCUCAGGAAGGCAGAGCAUUUUGGCACAAGACCGACAGCUCCUUGUAUUAUUUAUGCGUUAAUGGUAAAAAAAUUUUAAAACACUGUCCGGCAGGACUCCAUUUCAACGUUACUCUCCAGAUGUGUGACUAUCCGACAAAAACACAUGGCGACUUAACUUCUAAAUUCCUCACGACUGCUAAAUUCCUCACUGCUCAUUCCGUCAAUCUAAGAGAUUGUCCUCCUGCGGGUUCCACAGAAAAAAUAUUGUUGCCUCACGAAUGUAAAUGCGAUCAGUAUUAUGAAUGCGUUAAUGAAAGAAAAGUACUUCGAUAUUGUGAAGAUGGUUUACAUUUUGAUCACAAUAAGAACACUUGCAGCCAUCCGAAUGACGCCGAGUGCCCAAAUGUUUGCCUUUGUGUCACAGAAAAAACAUUGUUGCCUCAUGAAUGUAAUUGCGAACAGUAUUACGAAUGUGUUGAGGGAAAGCAAGCACUUCGAACUUGUCUAAAUAAUCAAUAUUUUGAUUAUAUUGACAAGACUUGCAAACAUUCAGAUGAAGCCAAUUGUGCCACAGUUAAUUCGACAACGACACCGACAACAACCACAGAAAUAACAACCACAGAAAUAACAACCACAGAGACAACAACCACAAAAACAACAACCACAGAAACGACAACUACAGAAACGACAACUACAGAAACGACGAUCACAGAAACGCCUAUUACAACAACAUCUACAACAACAGAAACGCCUAUUACAACAACUCCUACAACAACAGAAACGCCUAUUACAACAACACCUAUAACAACUACUACAGAGAAUAUUCCUGAAAAACCACGAAAAACAUGUCCCCCUCCAGGUUCGACUGAGAAAGCGCGGAUUGCUCAUCCCAUGGUUUGUAAUAAAUAUUACGAAUGCAUAAAUGGUGAAAAGGUAGAACAAAAAUGCAGCAAUGGCAUGGAAUUCGAUUAUAUACGAGAGGUUUGCGAUUGGUUUUGGAUAGUAAAAUGCAUCCGGCCAAUUCCAACGUAUGAUAUUUCCACUUUCACGUCUAUUAUUUCUACUAUAAAGUGGCCUGAAGAAACUUAUAAAAUAGCAACUAAUAAUCUUGAUCCAGCUACUUGCAUUGGUACCUGUCCUGAAGUGGACCCCCCAGUUGCAGUAUUACUUCCUAACGAAGAUUGCAAAAAGUUCUGCAUGUGCAGCAAUGGUAUUGCAUGGGUUCAAUCUUGUCCUGAACCUCUUUAUUUCGAUUCUAUAGAUAAAGUCUGCAAGUAUAAGAAAGACGCUGUUUGCGGGAAACGCUUAUUCAAUCAAGAUCACGUAUCUAUGCUUCAUAGUAUAGUUAAUGUUGAGAAUUCUAUGCAAUCUCUGAACAAUAAUAAUAAGGACAAACAAGAAAUAUAUGACAAUUCUUGGUCUACAGUACGCAUCUAUAAUCUCGAUCCGGUUACUUGCAUUGGUACCUGUCCUGAAGAGGAUCCUCCAUUUGCAGUAUUACUUCCUAACGAAGAUUGCAAGAAAUUCUGCAUGUGCAGCAAUGGUAUUGCAUGGGUUCAAUCUUGUCCUGAGCCUCUUUAUUUCGAUUCUAAAGACAAAAUCUGCAAAAAUAAGAGAGAUGCUGUUUGCGCAAAACGUUUAUUCUAUCAAGAUCACGCAUCUAUGCUUCAUAAAAAAAUCGAUGAUGAGAAUUCGAUGCAAUCUCUGAAUAAUAAGAAUAACGAUGAACAAGAAGUACGUGAGAAUUCCUGGUCUACAGUACGCAUCUACAACCUCGAUCCGGUUACUUGCAUUGGUACCUGUCCUGAAGAGGAUCCUCCAUUUGCAGUAUUACUUCCUAACGAAGAUUGCAAGAAAUUCUGCAUGUGCAGCAAUGGUAUUGCAUGGGUUCAAUCUUGUCCUGAGCCUCUUUAUUUCGAUUCUAAAGACAAAAUCUGCAAAAAUAAGAGAGAUGCUGUUUGCGCAAAACGUUUAUUCUAUCAAGAUCACGCAUCUAUGCUUCAUAAAAAAAUCGAUGAUGAGAAUUCGAUGCAAUCUCUGAAUAAUAAGAAUAACGAUGAACAAGAAGUACGUGAGAAUUCCUGGUCUACAGUACGCAUCUACAACCUCGAUCCUGUUACUUGCAUUGGUACCUGUCCUGAAGAGGAUCCUCCAUUUGCAGUAUUACUUCCUAACGAAGAUUGCAAGAAAUUCUGCAUGUGCAGCAAUGGUAUUGCAUGGGUUCAAUCUUGUCCUGAGCCUCUUUAUUUCGAUUCUAAAGAUAAAAUCUGCAAAAAUAAGAGAGAUGCUGUUUGCGCAAAACGUUUAUUCUAUCAAGAUCACGCAUCUAUGCUUCAUAAAAAAAUCGAUGAUGAGAAUUCGAUGCAAUCUCUGAAUAAUAAGAAUAACGAUGAACAAGAAGUACAUGAGAAUUCCUGGUCUACAGUACACAUCUACAACCUCGAUCCGGUUACUUGCAUUGGUACCUGUCCUGAAGAGGAUCCUCCAUUUGCAGUGUUACUUCCUAACGAAGAUUGCAAGAAGUUCUGCAUGUGCAGCAAUGGCAUUGCAUGGGUUCAAUCUUGUCCUGAACCUCUUUAUUUCGAUUCCAAAGAUAAAAUCUGCAAGAAUAAAAGAGACGCCGUUUGCGCCGUACGUCCAUUCAAUUAAAAUCACGUUUAUAUGAUUAAUAAAACGGCCGAGAAAAAUAUUUUGAUGAACCUUCUAAGUAAAAAGCUUUAAUAAACGAAGGACAUAGAUUUUGAUUUAAACUAAUUGAUUUCGGUCAAUUUCUUUAAGUACUUAAGAUUUUUAAAAUAUUCCAUUGCAUUUAGUUAUCCACAUUAUAAUGCGACUUAUAAUUCAACUUUUAAAUUUUAAUUUAAUUUUUUAAAUUUAGUUUAAAUAAAAUCUAAUAUACAUAGUACAUAUCACAUAUUUAUGAAAAGUAAUUAUUAUUUGCUGAUAGUUAUUUAUUUAUAGAAUAGUCAGCCUUUAUUUUCA